Molecule: messenger RNA, 1296 nt
Organism: Amyelois transitella
Lineage: Eukaryota; Metazoa; Arthropoda; Insecta; Lepidoptera; Pyralidae
Product: activating signal cointegrator 1 complex subunit 1
Exons: 8
Coding region: 108-1199 (363 amino acids)
Biological process (GO): regulation of DNA-templated transcription; DNA alkylation repair
Cellular component (GO): nucleus
Molecular function (GO): RNA binding
Source: RefSeq, a predicted model, not a curated record
CAAAAAUGUAAGUGAUAAAUGUCAAUGUUAUUAAUCAGAAAUAAAUUAAAAAUGACAGACAAGUAGUUAACGCCUAUUUAAAAAAUAGUAAUAAAUUUUUAAAUAAUAUGGAUAUACUUAAACCUGAACUAAUAUGGAUUGAAGGAAGGUGCUACAGAGUGAAUGACCCAACAACAGAAGUGACUGCUUUUCAGGAACACGAUUUGUAUGAAAAUGAUAUGCCUGUUGUUUAUUUGCCUGAGGAAGAUGAAGAAGAUGAUGGCUUCGAGGUUGUUAAGAUUGACAAUGAUAGAUAUACUACAAGGUUACAUGUUUCGAAGCAUUACAUAGGCUCGAUAAUUGGAAAAAAAGGCUCUAUGAGGAGCAGGAUAGAAAAAGAAACAAAAACAGAUAUAAAAAUACCAAGGCAGAGCCAGAAUGGAGAUAUUACAAUCUUUGGAUCUAGUAUUGCAAAUGUAAAGGCUGCAAGAAGAAGAAUAAAUAUGAUUGUGAUGUCAUCUAGAAUGAAACAGCGGGCAACACAUUUCAUAUCUAUUCCAGUCAAUGGGCCUGCAGUUAUGAAGAAUUUUGAGCAAUUCAAGGAAGCAGUUCUAAAAAGCUGUUCGAUGUGUAGGGGGAUUGAAGAAUCAUUGUUUAUUAAAGCACAUAAACUGCACAUCACCGUUGGAGUGAUGUGUCUCAUGGACAAUGAGGAGAGGGUCCAUGCCUCAAAACUCUUCACCGAAGCAAAGGAUAAAAUUGUGAUGCCAAUCAUACGUGAUUAUUUGCCUUUGAAAAUAAGACUUAAAGGUUUGUCUUACAUGAACGAUGAUCCAAAAGAAAUCGACGUGUUAUAUUGCACUGUACAAGAAGAGGAAGCACCUGUCGGUUUACUUCAAAGGCUAACAGACUCUCUCGUACAAUAUUUUUACAAAGCAGAAUUCAUGAAGAAAGAAUUUGAUCGUGAUAACGUUAAACUGCAUGUCACAUUAAUAAAUUCAAAGUAUAGAGGAGGUUCCUCUGAAGCGGUGGCAGAUGAAACAGAAGACUCUCGGAAUUACAGAAAGACAAGGACGACCUUCGACGGCUCUGAGAUCCUUAACAAGUUUGCGGAUUACGAUUUUGGAGUUACAGAACUGACAGACAUACAUCUUUCUCAGAGGCACACUAUGGGGCCCAAUGGGUACUAUCAACCUACAUGCGUUAUUUCUCUUAAAUAGGCUAAGGAUUGUUUAUUUAAGUUUUGCGUUUUUGAUGAAGAAUAUAAAGUUUGUUCAAAAAGGUAAACAUCUUAAAAUAAAACUAUGUUUUAAGAUC